AUGUAUAAUCCUGACGACAACAAGAGUUCGAGAUCAUGUAAUGAUUCAUAGGCAUCACCAUCGACAUAUGAAAAUCCACCCCGUUCAACACAAUAUCAAUCGACAAAGCGAUUUGACAAUCUUCAAGCCGAUGUGAAUCAAGUUGUUGAUGUUAUGAAAGACAAUUUAGAAAAAGUUUUGGAACGCGAUGCCAAACUAACGACACUUGAAAAUCGCGCUGAUAUUUUGCAAAGUGGUGCAUCGCAGUUCACCACCAAUGCUAAUAAAUUAAAACGCAAAUAUUGGUGGAAAAAUAUCAAAAUGUGGGCUAUUUUAAUCAUUGUAAUUAUUGUUUUGAUCAUUAUCAUUGCCGUUGCUGUCACUCAAUCAGUAAAAGGCGGUGGUAGCAAUGGCAACAAAUACAAGUUUGGGAGAUUAAUACUCUUCAAUGAAGACAUUAUCUGCAUAUACAUAUUCCGCGUGAUUUUUUCAUAUGCUUACGUUCCUUUACAUUCCUUCAGUGGUCAUAUCUGUCCAUAUCUUUUUUUCAAUUGUAAAAGUCAGUCUACUCAGAACAUGUCUACUAAUGGCGGUGGUGGUGCCGCAGCACCAGCUGCAGGCGGUGGCGGAUCGAAACGUUUAGCACAACAACAAGCCCAAGUCGACGAAGUUGUUGAUAUAAUGCGACAAAAUGUAGAUAAGGUGUUAGAACGUGAUAAAAAUCUAUCACUUCUUGAUGAUCGAGCUGAUAAAUUACAACAUAACGCAGCUCAAUUUGAGCAACAUGCGGGCAAAUUAAAACGGAAAUACUGGUGGAAAAAUAUGAAGAUGAUGAUUAUCAUGGGAGUAGUGGGUACUAUUUUUGCGAUAGUGGUGAUAGGAUGGAUCGCUUCAAAAGUUAAAGCGGUUACACCUGCACUUCCAGCUGCUGAAGCAACAACACCCAUCGCCGUGGUAAACAAUGCUGAAGCCAAUUCAGCUGCUGGUUCUGCCAGUGGUAAUGCGGGAAAAAAAGUAACCAAAUCUCGUAAGAAGAAGAAAACCAAAACAACCAAAGCAGUUAGUACAACAACACCGACGAACAAUGACGGUGGACGUUCUCCCGAUGGAGAUGACAAUGAAGAAGAAGAAGAGGAUGCUAAAGCGUCUGGUAGACGAAAUCGACGUGCACUUUUACAUUUUUAA
Adineta ricciae is the source of this 1164-nucleotide messenger RNA. NCBI's taxonomy places the organism in Eukaryota, Metazoa, Rotifera, Eurotatoria, Adinetida, Adinetidae. The record is from the annotation of a GenBank genome assembly.